Messenger RNA from Limulus polyphemus (Atlantic horseshoe crab), 2944 nucleotides. Its product is annotated as paired box protein Pax-6-like. Gene Ontology annotation, molecular function: DNA binding; DNA-binding transcription factor activity, RNA polymerase II-specific. The record is from RefSeq and is a predicted model, not a curated record. Gene Ontology annotation, biological process: regulation of DNA-templated transcription. The coding region runs from base 27 to 1970 and encodes 647 amino acids. The transcript is spliced from 2 exons. NCBI's taxonomy places the organism in Eukaryota, Metazoa, Arthropoda, Merostomata, Xiphosura, Limulidae.
CGUUAUCAAUCCAGAAAUGCGACUCAAUGCUGGUUGAAGGAAGUGGUGUAAAGGCGCUCGCGGCUGAAAUUAACGACGACAAUUUUGAUUCCCAAUGUCGGACUUUUAGCGAAGAUUUUGGUGCCAUCUGCGGGAUGGAGAGCGGGUUUAUCAACAGCCAGCCGUCCAUGGCAGAAUUUAUGACGGCGGCGCCUCACAGAGGACCAUCAAUCAACAACUCGCCACCUCUCUGCCAACUGGAGAAUGUGAAUCAGCAGCCCCUCGCUCCUGCUGUGUGUUCAGCGACAGUCCAGUCAACUAAACAUCCCGGCUCGGGAGACGGGCUCGACGUUUCGGUCCCGGAGUAUCCUUGGAUGAAGGAAAAGAAAGCCGUGCGCAAACAGCAUCAAGAGGGCGGAGAAAAUGGGAUGCCGAGGAGACUGCGUACAGCUUACACUAACACGCAGCUCCUGGAGCUGGAGAAAGAAUUCCACUUUAAUAAGUAUUUGUGCAGACCACGUCGUAUCGAGAUCGCCGCGUCCCUCGACUUGAGCGAAAGGCAGGUGAAGGUGUGGUUCCAGAAUCGCCGCAUGAAGCACAAAAGGCAGACCGUAAUGAGCAAGAACGAUGACAAAGGUGGCUCUGGUUGCCAAGGUGACAGUAGUGCUGAGAGCGUUGACAAGGAGAAUUCCCUAGACAAAGAAGAAGGGUUGAUUUCAAACCCUCACGGACACGAUGACCAGACUGAAUGUGCGUCAGAAAAAUCGGAGACCUGUUGUGGCCGGAAUACCGUAUCUCCAGUAGAACCUGAGUCUUGUGUAAAGGGAAUGGAUCAAAACCCUCCAACUUCUCAAGCGACCAAAACAACAGAGCUGGUUCGCCAAGGAAACAAGCUACCAGCUAAUGGAGUGAUAACCCCAGAAGGUUCUCCUGUGGCGGUUGGAGUUGACCUCAUUCACUCGGAAACUAAUUCCUUAGAUGUACUCUCUGAUAAGUAUGGAAUGGCUCAUAGUUUCCCAUUGUUGGGGAGUGCCACGAGUUCUACACUCCACAAACCGGGUCAUUCAGCCUAUCGAUCUCGAGAUUCCACCGUUGGAGACAGUCCGUCAGCUGAGUACCCUUGUCCACAGUUAAUACCUGUAGAUCCUCCUUCCUGCCAGCAGCCACGGAUUUACCCUAGUCCUUACUCGAAGGACGGAAUGUCCAGUUAUACUCAUAGUGGUCAGCGAGAACAAACACCACCCUUUGUGUCCUGUAACUAUUACAAUACACCUCCGCCCACGCACAAACAGCCACAGCGAAGAGUCCAUUCGGAGACGUCCUACAACGUGGCAGAAAACCAAGAGGUUUAUCUCACUGGCUCCUCCAUGCUCCAUCCUCCACUAGGACAUUGUCACGUGCCUCCCUCCUCUCCGGUGGGGCGCGUCCAACCUCGUGGAACUCUAAUGAAUUCUAGCAUCUCAGACCAACACAUGGCAACACACCACCCUCCACCACGUUCUUACGAGAGUGUAAGUCAAACCAUAUCUCCCCACCAACACCCCCCAUCAAACCCACAUUCUUACAUUCAGGAAGACUACAGCCAGUAUGAUAAUUAUAGACUGACCAGUUAUGAUUCGUACCGAGCAGGGGACGACACAAGAAACUUCGUGUCACCUAACGGUCCAAGCGUGUACUGUGAUCUUUCAAAUAGCAGCGAGAACCGCACACCAGACUGUAGCGCCACAGCUCCUAAACAGCAUUUCUCUUCAAAUCCCACGUUUUGUGACCCCACAGGUUCUGUUGGGGACACUGCGAACAUUUCUAGUUAUAACCCAUCUCCAGACCUGUACAACGGUCAGUGUUCGACGAACAGUGAACUUAGUUUUAACUACAGUGGCUAUUAUGAAUCUCGAAAUUACGGAGAGAGUCCCUGUGGGACAAUACAAUUCAACUUCUUCAGCAGUAGUGGCAAUGACUACGCAGUUCCAGAGUAUUACCAACUAAGUUGACUGUGAAUCCAAUCAGCAUCCACUGUGUUGUCAUGAUAACAGUUCGUUACUUGGCAACAAUACAAAAAUCAUAUUGUAAAUAUAGAGAAUACUUUCAGCUAAAGAAAAAAAGUUAUUUGAUUCAUCAAUAAGAAUAAAAUGUAAGCUUUCAUUUUCCAAAAAGUAUUGGAAGACAUCGCCUCCUGUCAAACAAUACUUAUACAAAACGAAAAAUUACGAUUUAUUUGAAGUUGUUACUUUGUAUCUGUUCUGUUGUUUUCUUUGUUUGUCUGUGUUUUAGUGAGUCCAUAUUGUUAAACUUUUAAUUCAUCAUCUUUCAGUUAAUAUUCUUUGAAAUUGAACCGUUCUAGGAAACGUAUUUGAAAACACUGGGUGGGGUCAUCCUACUAAAAAAAUAAAUUAUUACUUAAUUACAAAUUAAUCAAUUCAGUUAAGACUUAAUAUUAAGCAACCAGUCUAUUUAAUGCUAGAACGUCAACAACAGCAUAUAUAAUUAUAUUUAUAGUUUUACUGUUGGAAAUAACAUACACACUCUGCACAUUUGUUUGCAUAUUAAUUAAGUUUGUAGAUGUCGCUGCAGUCGUUGUGUGUAAAAUAAUUUGUUUUAUAUUAAAUUCAUCUUAAAGCGAUAUUAAUAUACUAGCUAAACUAUAUUUAUUAGAAACAUAAAGAAAAUGAAAAGUCAUACUUAUAAUGGUUGGAGACGGCUUGAAUGGGUAAUGAAGAAAACUUUUAAUAUAAGUUUAACAUAACAGCAUUGUACGUUGUGUUUUAUCCUGAAGUGAUAAACAAUUAUAGUUUAAGUCACUUUCUGAAGUUAUAAGUUCCAUUUAUGGUUUUUAAUCAAAUUUUUAUUAUUCUGUAAUUCUUGGUACCGUGUCUUGUCCUCCCACCAGUUAACAACAUAAUCCUUAUAUUCAACAGAUAAUCUUCCUAUCUAAACGUCUUGGUACCGUGUCUUGUCCUCCCACCAG